This is a messenger RNA of Trematosphaeria pertusa, 694 nucleotides long. RefSeq lists its product as uncharacterized. The record is from RefSeq and is a predicted model, not a curated record. The transcript has 5 exons. Bases 67 to 360 code for a protein of 97 amino acids. NCBI's taxonomy places the organism in Eukaryota, Fungi, Ascomycota, Dothideomycetes, Pleosporales, Trematosphaeriaceae.
UCCUCUCUUACAACCCGACGCCCUAUCUUCACUCCACCACGUCCUGUUCGAGCGACUCAAUUCAAGAUGUUCAAGGCUACUAGAGUCAUGGCUAUGCAGCCCACUCGCAUGAUGUUCAUGCGCCAGAGCCCGCAGCUGUAUAUGAGGCAGACUGCGCGGAUGAUGAGGCCGGUGCCGAAAGAGGAGCAAGGCGCUCAUACGAUUUCUCAACGUCUGCGCACGCUCAAGAAGAUCCCCGCUGAGUUGAUCCCGCUCGGUGUCGUCCUUUCCAUCGCCAUCAUCUUCGCCGCUUUUUCGAUGGCCCGGAAACUCAUGACGGACAAGACGCUGCGUCUGAAGAGGCAGGCUGGAAGGGAGUAGAUUGCCUUGCUGGAAGGUAGUCUAACAAAUGCAUGAAUGGUGGGGAUGGUGUCCAGCUUGGAGGAGCUGUGUGUAUAAAUUGCAUGGGAGGGUCUCUUGUUGAGUUCUAGAGAACCAAUAGCAGAAGCAUCUCAUAUGUGUGUACAAGAUUGCUUGCAUCACAGCUUUUGAAAUGGGAGAGGUCGAGGUCGAACCAUGCCAUUUUCCGUUGAGCCGAGCGCCUGCAAAUGCUUUGGAGCCGCACGAGAAAUGCAGUGGGGAUAGCCAAAUAAACGCUGAGACAGCCAUAAGGCGAGCGUUGCCACUAUCUCUUGAAAGGAAACCGAAAAGAAAU